CAGUGCAUUACAUGAUGUAGUGCAUUAAGUAAUGUGGUGGCUCCUGAUUGACCUCUAGAUGCAUUCAAUAUCCGCACUUAAUAAUCUCUCCGACAUAUGAGAUGUAUAUAUGCCAAAUCUAAAACCUUAAUUUUCAUGUAUACCUGUGUGGACAUAACUAUGGAACAACAAGUCUUCUUCUAUCUCCAACUCCUCCUCAUCUUCCUCAUCUCCUUCCUCUUGCUCAACAUCCUAGCAAAAACUCAUAAGACAGAGAAAAAGAAGGAUCCUCCAGGUCCAUGGCGUCUCCCCAUCGUGGGUAACCUCUUUCUUCUCAAUCCCAAUAAGCCUCUCCGCUCCCUCAUCAGCCUCUCAAAUAAACACGGCCCUCUCAUCCUCCUCCACUUCGGCUCCAUCCCCACCCUUGUCGUCUCCUCCGGCGACAUAGCCGAGGAAAUCUUCACCAAGCAUGACCUCACCUUCUCCGGCCGCCCUUUUCUCACCGCAGCUAAGAAGCUCUUAUACAACAGCUCCAGCAUCACCUUUGCUACCUACGGCGACCACUGGCGCCAAGCUCGCAAGAUCGCCACGCUCGAGCUUCUUAGCUCUCGUCGUGUUCGAUCCUUUGAAGUCGUGCGAAGGGAAGAAGUGGAGAAGCUCGUAGCCACUAUAAGAGAUCUCUCAAUAGCUAACUUGAGCGAGUUAACGCUUUCAUUCGCAAAUAAUGUGGUUUGUCGAGCGGCGCUUGGUGAUGAGUUUGGAGAUGGAGGGUAUGGUGGAAAAGGAGGAGUAUGGCUUCAUCAGCUACUUUCAGAGACUCAAAGCUUGUUCGGUGGUUUCUGUGUAGCAGAUUUCUUUCCUGGGAUGGAAUGGAUUGAUCGAUUAAGAGGCUUUCAUGCAAGGAUGGAAAAGAAUUUUGAAGAGAUGAAUACAUUUUUUGAUAGAGUUAUUUAUGAGCAUGAUCUUAAAAUUAGAGAAAAAGAAGAAGAAAUAAGAGGUGAGGAGGAGAAGGAUUUGGUGCAUGUUUUGCUGAGGCUCCAUAAAGCUGCAGUCCUUCAUGGAGGUUUUUUGAGCAAUAUAGACCAUGUCAAGGCCAUCUUAGUUGAAGUAUUCAUAGCUGGAACGGAUACAUCAUCAGCUACAAUAACAUGGACAAUGACAGAGCUGAUAAGAAAUCCAAGAGUAUUGAAGAAAUUACAAGAAGAACUUCAACAAGCCACCAAUGGAAACUCGCACAGACUCAUCCAAGAAAGCGAACUUGAAAAGCUAGAAUACCUCAAACAAGUUAUAAAGGAAUCACUAAGACUAAAACCUCCUGUUCCACUUUUGGUUCCACGUGAAACCAUCCAGGAAUGCGAAAUCCAAGGAUACACGAUCCCUGCUUAUACACGAGUUAUCUUCAACGCCGCUGCUAUUUCCACAGACCCAAAUAUUUGGGAGAAGCCCCUCGAGUUUUGGCCUGAAAGAUUUGAAGGAAGGGAUGUUGAUUUCAAGGGACAUGAUUUUAAGAUGUUUCCUUUUGGCUUUGGGAGGAGAAAGUGCCCAGGGAUCAACUUCGCGAUGGUGAUUGUUGAACUUGCCUUGGCCAAUCUCCUCCAUUGUUUUGAUUGGUCAAUACCAAAUGGAAUGAAGGCUGAAGAUAUCAAUAUGGAGGAGGCUAUUGGAGUUACCACACACAAGAAAGAGGCGCUUUGCUUGGUUGCUAAACCUAAGUGGUGAGGAAGAAGCAUAACCUAAUUAUAUAUUUAUGUAUGUUCCUAUAUUUUUCCAUGAUAUUCCAAGCUUGAAAUUAAGCUAUCAUAUUGUCAUAUCAAGCUGAAUUUAUUGUUUCUAAAUAUAACUUAGAAAAAAUUAUGAAAA
Messenger RNA from Dendrobium catenatum, 1839 nucleotides. Its product is annotated as cytochrome P450 71A9. The coding region runs from base 97 to 1698 and encodes 533 amino acids. NCBI's taxonomy places the organism in Eukaryota, Viridiplantae, Streptophyta, Magnoliopsida, Asparagales, Orchidaceae. Gene Ontology annotation, molecular function: oxidoreductase activity, acting on paired donors, with incorporation or reduction of molecular oxygen; heme binding; monooxygenase activity. The record is from RefSeq and is a predicted model, not a curated record. The transcript is spliced from 2 exons.